Messenger RNA from Knipowitschia caucasica, 1149 nucleotides. The record is from the annotation of a GenBank genome assembly. NCBI's taxonomy places the organism in Eukaryota, Metazoa, Chordata, Actinopteri, Gobiiformes, Gobiidae.
AUGGUCGACUUUAUCAAACCAAGGAUCCUCGCUGAAAGUCUGGAUGGGAUAGCGACAUAUCCAGUAUUUUGCUCUAUUGACGACCUUGUCAAACAUCUGCAGAUUGGAGCCUUUACUCUUUUCUUGCUGGGGUGGAGCCUGGACAACCGGUGCUUUUAUGUGUUGGUCUCACUGAGUGUCCCCUCUCUCCUCCUCCUCUCUCCUCCUCUCUCCCCCUCUCUCCUCCCCUCCCCUCCUCUCUCCUCCUCUUUCCUCCUCUCUCCCCCUCUCUCCUCCUCUCUCCCCCUCUCUCCUCCUCUCUCAGAGCCGCUCCGAGCUCUGUCCGCGCAUCUCAGCACCAGCGCGCCGCCACAAUGGAUCUACCCGCCUAAGCCUUUUGAGAGGAGCGGGAAAGCGGACGGCUACUGCAGUCGGAUACUCCGGGCUCAGAGCAGUAAGAAAGAAACCAACAAUGAAUUUCGCCUCCGUGUGGAAGGAGAGCCAGAGAGUUACCAGCCGGGAAGCACUUACAGAGUGACUUUAACUGCGACUAGCUCCUCUUACUUCAGAGGAUUCAGCCUCAUCGCUCUGAAAGAGGGAGCCGAGGGAGACAAAUAUGAAGACUAUAUUGGGAAUUUCCAGAUCAUUGAUGAAGAAGAAACACAAUUUAUGACCAACUGCCCUCCCGCUGUCACAGAAAGCACUCCGCGAAGACGCACCACUAUACAGGUCUUCUGGACUGCGCCCCCUAGUGGCUCUGGAUGUGUUUCUCUCAAGGCCAGCAUCGUGCAGAAGCGAAUUAUUUAUUUCCAGGAUGAAGGUGCUCUUACAAAGAGACUGUGUGAAAAAGAGCCAUUACAUGGAGAGGUGACAGAUAGGCCUCUGCCAGACUGCUGCGCUUGUGGAACAGCCAAAUACAGAGUCACCUUCUUUGGGAACUGGUCAGAGAAGAUUCAUCCUAAAGACUAUCCACGUCAUGCAAACCAUUGGUCAGCCAUUAUUGGAGCGUCCCACUCUAAAAACUAUGUCCUUUGGGAAUAUGGAGGCGUGACCAGUGAAGGGGUCAAACAAGUGGCAGAGCUGGGGUCUCCCGUCAAGAUGGAGGAAGAGAUCAGGCAGAAGAAUGCCAGUCCAGUCACAUUGUACUGCAGGGGCUUCAAAGUUGAUUAA